CGCGGUCCUGGGCUGUCUGCGUAAUUUAUUCUUCCUUCUGCGUGUAGGUGUGCCUAGAAAAAUUUCCUUCUCUUUCGGAAUUUCCUACCUUUGCCUGCCACCUCUCACUUCUUCUCUGCCCAUUGAGCCCUGCCCUCUUGUUCGUCUUCGUCAUCAAUCUGCCGCUUACCUAUUCUUUGACGGCACGGCUGACUCUGACUCGACCAAAAUUCCAUCACCGAGAAUCAGUCCUCGAAACGGGCCACACAAGCAAGAAUCCGGCAAAUCCUCUGAUAUUUAUUACCUUAGCCCCAAAGUGGAUUGAGUGCAAAAAAGGAAAGAAGCCAAACGGGUCACCCUCCCACGCCCACCUCCCACACCUUCCCAGUCACCCACCUCACUGAUUUUCAUUUUCGCAUCCACACACACCCCCCAAAAUUUUCAUACCGCGGUGACCUCCAGCUUUCUUGUUCCGCUUCGGCCAAGUCCUCUGUUCUCUUCUCUACUACCUACCCAAGAAGUCGAGGUACUCGUUAAACUCUUACUUAACCUUACCUACUCGACAACGCGAGCAGAAACACAAGCUACUUGCCAUUCGCAGUCACCUGCAUCAAUACCGUACAGUAUCGGAGUAUCCUACCCUUCGUGCCUUCCUUGCACAAAAAGGAAGAAGAAUCCACCGGUACACCACCAUCCCACCCUGGUCUGCUUCCUGCCCACCUUUCCCUUCGUCACCUACCGAUCCAUUAUCCGUCAACCAGGAUUCCGACCAACGGCCAACCUCCCACACUUUCUCCGAAAAAGGCCCUUCAUAAAGACCAAGCCGGAUCCACUCCUCCCAGAAGGGGCGACGUCCAAACCCACUUCUUCCCUUUUUUCCCCCCUCCACCUCUUUGGACGGAGCGACCAUUGCUCAACGGUUCCUGCCUCUCACACCCUCGGCACCCACCCCGGCAAGACCACUUUUUUUUCUUCCCACUCACACACCCCUUCUUUCACACCCCUCUCGGCGGCACCAGGUACCUGACAGCUUUUUUUUUUCUUGCCGAAGAGCAACGCGAGAGAAAAAAAAAUAAAAAGGAUCGGGGCCCAUCUGCUCCACUCCCGACCCUCCCCAAAACCACCUCCAAACGGGAUCAACUGGAGCCUCAUCCCACCACAGAAAGUCCACCUUACAAACAACACCUCUCAGCGCGUGUUGUCUUCUUUGGGUUCGCGACUUCCUUCAUUCGUCUGGCGGAAAGCUUAUCCUAAAGAACUUCUCGACUGUGCAUCACUACACUCGAGUUUACUUCUUUUUUCGCCCUUGCAGCAUCAUCUCAACUGGGUCGGCGACUUGACUGUCCUUGUCCCACAAAAUUUUUACAAGAGACCCUCGACGAGUCCCGUACUGACAGACGUGAGAACGCGUCUCGAUCUCGCAACAAGCAAGCUGCUCUGUGCGCCUUUGUCUCGACAAAAGGCCAACAGACCUGCCGUGGAUAGCAUGGACGCUUCCCAGUACCCUACCAAUGGUAUAAACACGACCUCGGCCUCCUACCCGUCGCCCCCCGCCAUCACGCCUCAUCAACUUCAGCACACCAACUCCCCGCUGCCUCACCAGACUCUGCCGCCUUUGCAGCCGCAGACCUCCGCCGCCAUGAACCAAAUGUACGGCAGCAACCCUCACACACCUCGCACUCCUGCGACGCCCAACACUCCGGGCUCCCAGAACAACAUGCCGCCGUACCAGCCUCAGCAGCAGCAGCAACAGCAGCAGCAGCCUCGCGGUCCCUACCAGCAGAUGGGCCAGUACCCUCCUCCCCCCCAGGCGUACGGCACUCAGUCCAUGCUGCCCCAGACCACGAUGGCUUCUUCUCACCCGCAGCCCAUCGCGCCUGCUCCCGCGUCUGGACGCGUUCCUCCCGUCCUGCGUCCCAUGCCUGCUGGUGGUGUCAUGCCCCAGCCCGGUAUGAACUCUCCCUACGGCCCCGGCGGUGUCAUGCCCGGUGGCAUGGGCGAGGCUGACCAGCCUACACACGUCGUCGGCUCUCAGGGUCGCCGUGGCAUUCUCCCCAGCGCUCCCGGCCGCCCUGCCGCUACUCCCGCUGGCGCCGGCAACACCAAGAGCACUGUGAUCCCGGUCAAGGAUGCCGAUGGCAAGUUCCCUUGCCCUCACUGCACCAAGACCUACUUGCACGCGAAGCACUUGAAGCGUCACCUUCUGCGCCACACGGGCGACCGCCCCUACAUGUGUGUGCUGUGUCGCGACACUUUCUCGCGAAGUGACAUUCUCAAGCGUCACUUCCAGAAGUGCUCCAUUCGCCGAGGUAACCCGACUGGUGCUAGUCACUUGUCUCACCCUCAGGCUCAUGUCAAGAAGAACGCUGCUGCGCAGAAGGCGGCUCUUGGUCAGGAUGGCGGUCUGAACCACCUCAAUGGUCUGGGUAACAUGCCUGCGGAUGGCAUGGUUCAGCCUUUUGGUAUGAUGCCUGUGUCGGACGGAAUGAGCAACCUUGCGAACGAUCAGAGUCAGUUGUCGCGCGCCAGCAGCCUGACUAGGCUUGAUAAUGGCAGUAACCAAGACAGACGGGAUUUGACAGGAUCUGUCAUGGAUGCUUCUGGCCGAGGUGGCAACUUCGAGCAGGCAUACAACGGCAAUGUCCCUAGCUCCAUGACGCCCAAUAUGAAUCAACAGAUGCAAAACUACAAUAUGCCCCCGGGUCAAAAUGGAAUGUCCAUGUAUGGCGGGUCGAACUCGAACCAACAAUCGGGCCUUGAUUGGUCUCAAAUGUUCCAGGCUGGUGCGCAACAAACCUACGCAAAUCAUACUCAAUUCCCCCCUAAUCUUGGACAGACGCAGAUCGCAACCAAACCAGAGCCUAAUACCGGCGUUGAAAGUACAGAAGGUCCCCCUGGCCACUCCAACCACCCCGAUUCCCUAUUUUUCUCGACCUGGGACGUGCCGCCAUCGAUCCAAGACCCUUUUACCCAUCUCUCCAACCAGAUCCUCAACUUCUUUUACCCUCCAGGUUCCCCGAUUACCGAUGAAAGCGCCGGCUUCAACCUAUACUUCUCCGCCGAAAACAUACGCGACUUCUUGGAAAAGUACACUCAUUUCCAUGUCCAUUUUCCCAUUCUCCAUACACCCACCUUCCGUAUCAUGGAAGCCUAUACUGGCUUGUUGGCUGGCAUGUGCUGCAUGGGUGCCUGCUACUCUGACCGUCUUUCCCCAGAUCACGUGCGCGAUAUGAUGAACUUCCUCAAGUCCGCACUUGUUCGCGACGUGCAGUUCCUGGCCAACUCGCUGGGCCAGCAGCAGAAUGGUAACGCUGACGCUGGUGCCUCAAGUAACGGUCAUCGUGACCUUGAGCAACUCCAAGCUGUGAUGCUGCUCCAAAUUCUGCUGAUCUGGAAUAGUACACCGCAGCAUCGUGAGAGCGCUCGUGAGAUUUUCCCAGCCAUGGCGGAGCAGACUCGUCGUCUUCGCCUGUUGGAGGUCUCCACCAGCAUGCCCCUCUUCAGUCCACUGCACCAGAGCAACUUUACCCCUCAGAACUUCGAUGUCUCCACAUUCGAUUGGGGUGUGUGGGUUGAACAGGAAAAGCGGAUACGCCUGAUGCACAUCAUCUUCCUCUGCAACUCCGCCAUGGAACUCUAUUUCAACGCCCAGUCUCAACUCGACAGCUUCGAGAUGCACAUCCCGCUGCCAUCUGAUGAUGCAGCGUGGGACGCACGGACGAAGAAGGAUUGCGAGGACGCUCUGGGCUUACACGGAGAUGAGUUGGCACAGCAAAAGAAUCCAAACGGAACACGGCGCAGCAAGCAACCGGAAAUGGACUAUGCUCUCCAAGCUUUGCUUCACGGAUCCUACCAGAUUCAGCCAGGCAGAACGAAUCUGUACGGAAAGUUCAUCUUGAUCCACGCCAUUCUGUCCUUGAUUCGACGAGCUCAACUGGACGGUAGUGCCGUAAUGAAGGGUUACGCGACUCCACCAAUGAGUGACUGGAUGGUGAAUGGUGGAUCAGAUAAUGGCAUCAACAGCGGCAGGGCAACACCUGUCGAUCCUGCUUUGCAGGGCAUUCCGGUACAUGUGCACGAAUCGUUCCGCAUGGCCCUCCAGAAGUUCAAGACCAACUGGGAUACCGACAUGGUCAACCAAUUCCCUCCUGGAUCAGCGAAGAACGUCCGUAGGUAUGGUUUCUCUAGGGAUGGCAUCCAUUUCUACUGGCUUGCCAAGUACCUUUUGAAGCAUACCCGGUCAUCAGAGCUGCAGAUGGAGUCGGAUGCGCGUUUCAUGCAGGUGAUGCAACUAUUGAAGUCGGUGAAGGCGUGGGUAAUGUCGGAUGGGGCGUCUAGGGGUGAAGACAUGGGAUCGGUUGGAGAGAUCGACAAGGAUUUUGGAGUGUCGAAUCUGACACUCGACAUGGCGCGACUUUUCAAACCUCUUCCGGCGGUGGUGGAGGAUCCCAGAAUACCUUCUGUGCAAACAAACAUCGGCACAACGGGCGGCGGCAUGCUUUGACAUUCACAAAAAAAAACCUACUGCAUUUGGUCGGCGUUUUGUUUCUUUUUACUCAUUUUCAUCUUUUUUCGUUUUGUUUCCUCACGGAUCCGUUCUCAUCAACUCAUAUGCUUUGUUGCGGAAAAGCAUCUCGAUUCCCUCUUGCAUCAAAGCCGGAUUGACGGUGGUUACUUCUGAUAUGCAUCUUGUGGCGGGUGGUUUCAUGCGAUAGACGGGGAGGUGGAGUUGGCACUGCAUUAGACUGCGAUCAGAUAGAACUUGGGAGGCUCUCGGGUGGCACCAGCGGUGGCCCGAUGAGGUUGUCACGAUAUUCAUGGCUUUUCGCUCAUAAUGACUUGUUUCGGCGGUUUGCGUGGCUAGGCUGGUCUGGUCUAAUGUUAGAUGUCUCAAAAUGGGUGGUACUCGUCUUUUUUAUCGCGACAACGAAGAAAAAACAAACGAGAUGCAGAGGCAACACUGCCAGCACAGUUUUUUUCAUUGUUCUUUUGAACUAGUAGCAUGAACUUAGACAUUAGAAUCUGCAAAAAUCGACUUGACUGUAUAAACUCAACAACCAACUAACUACCUUGGCC
Messenger RNA from Colletotrichum scovillei, 5055 nucleotides. RefSeq lists its product as uncharacterized. Bases 1466 to 4483 code for a protein of 1005 amino acids. Gene Ontology annotation, molecular function: DNA-binding transcription factor activity, RNA polymerase II-specific; RNA polymerase II cis-regulatory region sequence-specific DNA binding; zinc ion binding. Gene Ontology annotation, cellular component: chromatin. The record is from RefSeq and is a predicted model, not a curated record. Lineage: Eukaryota; Fungi; Ascomycota; Sordariomycetes; Glomerellales; Glomerellaceae. The transcript is spliced from 2 exons. Gene Ontology annotation, biological process: regulation of transcription by RNA polymerase II; DNA-templated transcription.